AGAAGACGACCAAGAAGAAGAAUGACGAGAAUAUACGGAAAAUAGAGGGGACGAAGUGCACGUUACAUUAACGCUGUUACCACUAAAUAUUACCAUUGAACAUUGCUGCAUUACACUCGCCAAGCUAUGACAGAGCCGCAGUCAGUGCUGUUACUCAGGAGACAGCUUGCAGAGCUGAACAAAAACCCAGUGGAGGGAUUCUCAGCAGGCCUGAUCGAGGAUAGUGAUCUCUACAGAUGGGAGGUCCUCAUCAUUGGUCCUCCAGAUACACUCUAUGAAGGUGGUGUGUUUAAAGCUCAUCUGACAUUUCCCAAAGACUACCCUCUCAGACCACCUAAAAUGAAAUUUAUCACAGACAUUUGGCACCCUAAUGUUGACAAGAAUGGAGAUGUCUGUAUUUCUAUUUUGCACGAGCCUGGAGAGGACAAAUACGGCUAUGAGAAACCUGAGGAGCGCUGGUUACCUAUCCACACAGUGGAAACCAUCAUGAUUAGUGUUAUCUCUAUGUUGGCAGACCCAAAUGGUGACUCGCCAGCCAAUGUGGAUGCUGCAAAAGAGUGGAGGGAGGACAGGCACGGCGCAUUCAAAAGGAAAGUGGCCCGUUGUGUACGAAAAAGCCAAGAGACUGCAUUUGAGUGAUAUUCGGCAAAGAUCUAGCUUCAAGUUUUCAGGUCUCCAAUUGAAAAUCAACAUGGCACAGAUUCCUGCCCUCUUCCACCCUGGCACCAGGCUUGUCCUUUUUAUUUUUGGCAGGAACAGACUGGCUACUGUAGGCUGCAAAAGAUCACAACAGUGACUGCCACGGCUGACAGAAAACCGCCAACCAAGUGCCAAUUCAAAAACCAGAAGAUGACACAACGUUUUUCAAGUCUAUGAACUGCUUCAACAUUCAGGAAGAUAUUGUAAAGACAUGUAUAUUGCACAGACAAAACCGGAUAAUAUAUAAGCUCCUUUUGCAUCCAUUGAGACACCAAAUGAAUAGCGCUGGUUAAGAUAGAUUUAUUUUUCCAUUGAUUCCGUUUCUCAACAGCAUGCAUUAGUUCUCUUGAGGUGGUUUUAAAUAGAUGUAUUUAAUAGAAAGAGGAUUGUGAAGUGUUGGAGGGAUGUCACUUGUGCAGAAUUGGAUUUGUUGAAGCAAAAGAUGAAGGACGUGUGUGAUGAAAGCAAUACCGCCAUAUUAGAAAAAAGCCACUGUACUCAAGGUUCUUUUUCACGCUCAGAAAUCAACAUAUGUGUACAUGACUGUUUUUUUUCUUCUUCUUGAGUUAGUCUCAGUUGACUCAAGAACGAAACCCGUCCCCUUUUGUUUUGUGCAUCAUUUUAUCUUUUUUCAAAAGUGCCUCCUAAUAAAACGCUUGGCCGCUUCACCUUACGUCAAAUGAGUUAAAACCUAUUUUAAAAAAGUUGAAGAAAUGGUGCGCCACCUGUGUAUGAUUUUAUUUAAUAUCCAGUACACAGGAAAUCAUUAUCAUUUGCUCUACCAAUAACCCCCGUAGUAUAAGGCGCACACAUAUUUGUGUUUGAUAUCCUGAUACAAGUUGUACUCUGAUAUUUUAGCAGCCUCUUUUACUUGUCUGUGUUAUGGAAAUGUUAUGCAUGCUUUAGUGUACUUUCGUUUUGGUUUCCUUGUUUGGCUGAAUGUUUCUGGGAUUUUGUUGGAGAACGAGUGUUUGUGUAUACAGCGUGUGUGCCCAUUUAAUUUUAAAUGUUGCUCUUUUCCCUAAACUGCAAUCUCACAAUUCUGCUCAUUGAACUAUUGUAAUUUUGCCUAAUGUACAAGGAGAUGAAAUACUGGUGUAUAUUUUUGAUGCCAACAAAAGUCGUCUCCUGUAGUGAGUUCUUCUAAAAUAUGACUUUUUUUUCCAAUA
Molecule: messenger RNA, 1868 nt
Organism: Gasterosteus aculeatus aculeatus (three-spined stickleback)
Lineage: Eukaryota; Metazoa; Chordata; Actinopteri; Perciformes; Gasterosteidae
Gene: ube2g1a
Product: ubiquitin-conjugating enzyme E2G 1a (UBC7 homolog, yeast)
Source: RefSeq, a predicted model, not a curated record